Messenger RNA from Arabis nemorensis, 2442 nucleotides. Lineage: Eukaryota; Viridiplantae; Streptophyta; Magnoliopsida; Brassicales; Brassicaceae. The record is from the annotation of a GenBank genome assembly.
AUGGAGUAUGGAGAUGAUAAGAUGCUUUACAUGAGAGACACAUGGAGAGAAGCAAACAUGAUAUGUGAUGUUAUACCUAUCAAUCCUAGCUCCAAUGGUGUUUGGCCGGCUCCAAAAUUCUCAGAUCCUAAUAUAAACACUAAUUUCUUGAGCUACACGUUUCCACAUUUGCAAAUGAUUUUUCUUAUAAUCUCGUUCCUUUGGAAAUUCUUGCAUUUCUUCCUCCAACGUCUCGGCAUGAUCCGUUUCACUUCCCAUAUGCUUACUGGUGUUCUUUUAAGCAAGUCGUGUCUUAAGGAGAAUUCAGUAGCGAGGAGAUUCUUCUCUACAGAGGAUUACAAAGAGAUUGUGUUUAGUCAUAUUGCUUCUUGUUCCUACAUGAUGUUCUGGUUCUUGAUGGGAGUUAAAAUGGAUAUGAGUUUGAUCCGAACCACGGGAAGAAAAGCCAUCACCAUUGGGAUAUGUUCUGUUUUACUCUCGACUUUGGUUUGUUCGAUUAUCUUUUUCGCUAACCUAAGGGACGUAGGAACGAAAAAAUCAAACAAUACCAUGGGUUUUUGGGAAAUUGUCUCGAUUUACUCGAUCCAAUGCCUUUCGUCUUUCCCUGUUGUUGGGAACCUUCUGUUUGAGCUUAGGCUACAGAACUCAGAGCUUGGUCGUCUUGCAAUAUCUUCUGCUGUGUUCAGUGAUUUCAGCAGCUCGGUUAUUUCUUCUGCUCUUAUCUUUAUGAAGGAACUUAGAGACGAGCAAACACGGCUCGGGAGUGUGUUUAUCGGAGAUGUUAUUGCAGGGGAUCGUCCUUUGAAGCGAGCAGGCGUAGUGGUUCUCUUUGUUUGUCUAGUCAUUUAUGUUUUUAGGCCAUUGAUGUUCUACAUUAUUAAAAGAACGCCUUCUGGUCGACCCGUGAAGACAAUCUACUUAACUACAGUCGUCGUUAUGGUCUCUGGUUCAGCCGUUCUUUCGAAUUGGUGUAAGCAAUCUAUUUUCAUGGGACCUUUCAUAUUAGGUCUUGCUGUUCCUCAUGGACCGCCUUUAGGUUCUGCAAUCAUUGAGAAGUUCGAGUCAGCUAUAUUCGGCACUUUUCUUCCAUUCUUCGUUGCUUCGUGUACCACGGAGAUCGACAUUUCGGCUUUAGUUGGUUGGGAAGAUCUCAAUGCCGUUAUACUCAUCAUGGUAACAUCUUUUGUUGUCAAAUUCAUCUUGACUACUAUUCCUGCUUUGUGCUACCAUAUGCCAAUGGCAGAUUGCUUCGCUCUCUCUCUUAUCAUGUCCUCUAGAGGCAUCUUCGAGCUCGGUGCAUAUGCCUUGGCCUUCCAAAGAGGGACUAUCCGUCCUCAGACUUUCACUGUCGUGUGUCUUUACAUAAUGGUGAACUCCGCAAUCAUACCUCCGAUCUUGAAGUACUUAUACGAUCCUUCGAGGAUGUACGCAGGGUACGAGAAGCGGAAUAUGCAGCAUUUGAAACCAAACUCUGAGUUAAGGAUUCUGUCUUGCAUUUACAAAACCGAUGAUAUAAAUCCGAUGAUCAAUCUUCUCCAAGCUACUUGCCCGUCCCGGGAAUCCCCUGUAGCCGCCUAUGUUCUCCACUUGAUGGAGCUCGUAGGGCAAGCACAUCCGAUCUUCAUUUCCCACAAAUUGCAAACUCGCAAAACAGAGGAUAUGCCUUAUUCAAAAAAUGUAGUACUCUCCUUUGAAAAAUUCCACAAAGAAUACUAUGGAUCUGUCUUCGUAAGCACAUACACGGCCUUUUCUAUGCCCGAUACGAUGCAUGGAGACAUAUGUAUGCUUGCACUCAACAACACUACGUCUCUCAUACUCCUUCCCUUUCACCAGACUUGGUCCGCAGAAGGUGCUAUCAUUUCAGACAGCAACAUGAUCAAGAACCUCAACAAAAGCGUUCUCGAAGUGGCGCCGUGUUCUGUCGGAAUCUUUGUCUACAGAAAUAGCCACGGAAGGAGAAAUAUCAAUGAAACGGUAAUAAGCUUGUCCUCUUAUCAAGUUUGUAUGAUCUUCCUAGGCGGUAAAGACGAUAGGGAAGCUGUGACACUCGCGACGCGAAUGGGCCGUGACCCUCGAAUAAGCGUUACCGUUGUCCGAAUGAUCAGUGCGGAUGAGAAAUCAAAAGAAAAAUCGGAGUGGGAUAAAAUGCUUGACGAUGAAAUGCUUAGAGAUGUGAAGAGCAAUGCAUUAGCAGAUGUUCUCUACACCGAAAAAGUGGUCGAAGACGCUUUUGAGACAUCCGGUUUGUUGAUAUCGAUGGCGAAUGAUUUCGAUAUGUUCAUAGUGGGAAGAGGGAAAGGAAGAACGAGUGUGGUCACGGUAGGGCUUGAGGAAUGGAGUGAGUCUAAGGAGCUUGGUGUUAUAGGAGAUUUAUUGACUUCUCAAGAUAUUAAUUCUCAAGCUUCUGUUUUGGUUAUACAACAACAACAACUUAUGAUUUAA